This is a messenger RNA of Parasteatoda tepidariorum (common house spider), 1954 nucleotides long. The record is from RefSeq and is a predicted model, not a curated record. Lineage: Eukaryota; Metazoa; Arthropoda; Arachnida; Araneae; Theridiidae.
UUGACAAGUUUGGCAUUAUAUUAGAGCUGUCUGCGAAAGUGAAAGCGUAUAAAUAAUGGCAACGUCGGGGUUUUUAAGUUCCGAUAUCAACAUGGAGCUGCAUUAUGGCGCGUUGUUUUAGUUACUUAUUGUCAUUUUUAAAACGUUGGUUAACGUGGUCUUGGACAUAUUUGUGGUUAUUCUGGCUAAUGCUUGUAUUUUUUGUAAUUUACUUACUACGCGGCCCUCUAAAAAUCAGCGAAAACAUAAACAUGGCUUCCAUGUUUUUAAAUACUUUGACUCCGAAAUUUUAUGUUGCUUUGACUGGAACAUCUUCUCUCAUAUCAGGACUUAUUUUGAUAUUUGAAUGGUGGUACUUCAGAAAAUAUGGAACUUCCUUCAUUGAGCAAGUUUCUUUAAAUCACAUUUCACCAUGGAUUGGAGGAAGUGAAAGUAAUAGUGAUUCUUCCUCAAGUGGUUCAACGUCUAAUGAAACUAAUGGAAAUAAUGCCAACUGUAAUCAACAGACUGGACCAGAGUGUAAGGUUUGGAGAAAUCCGCUUAGCUUAUUUCGAGGUUCAGAAUACAACAGAUUUCUUUGGACAACCAAUAAGGAACCAUUAACAUAUUAUGAUAUGAAUCUCUCAGCACAAGAUCAUCAGACAUUUUUUACUUGUGAAGCAGAUGGCAACAAGCCUGAAUAUGAGAUAAUGCAGACUGCUUGGAGAGAAAGAGAUCCUGAAGCUAGAGUCAAAGCUGCACAUCAAGCUCUUGAAAAGAACCCAGAAUGUGCGCCUGCAUAUAUAUUAUUAGCUGAGGAGGAAUCAUCAUCAAUCAUUGAAUCAGAAAAACUAUUUCGGCAAGCAUUAAAAGUGGCAGAAGUGAACUAUCGAAAAAGUCAGCAAAUCCAACAUCAAGGCCCAUCUCAAGAAACGUUACAUCGGAGAGAUACAAAUGUUCUAGUCUACAUUCGAAGAAGACUUGCAAUGUGUGCAAGAAAACUGGGAAAAUUAAGAGAGUGUGUGAAAAUAAUGCGUGAUCUCAUUAAAGAAUUUCCUAUGAUGAAUGUAUUCAACAUUCAUGAAAAUCUUAUAGAAGCACUUUUAGAAAUGCAAGCCUAUGCAGAUGUACAGGCCGUUUUAGCAAAAUAUGAUGACAUAAAUUUACCUAAAUCAGCUACUAUUUGCUACACAGCUGCACUUUUAAAAGCGAGAGGAGUAAGUGACAAAACAUCUGCUUACAGAUUUUCACCAGAUAUAGCUUCAAAAAGAGGUCUUAGUACCUCUGAAAUGAAUGCUGUAGAAGCAAUUCAUAGGGCUGUAGAAUUUAAUCCUCAUGUGCCAAAAUAUCUUUUAGAAAUGAAAAGCCUAAUUUUACCCCCUGAGCACAUUUUAAAAAGGGGUGAUAGUGAAGCAAUCGCAUAUGCUUUCUUUCAUUUACCACAUUGGAAAAGGGUGGAAGGAGCACUAAAUUUGUUACAUUGCACAUGGGAAGGAACAUUCAGAAUGAUUCCCUACCCUUUAGAAAAGGGGCAUCUUUUUUAUCCCUAUCCAACUUGUACAGAAACAACAGACAGAGAGUUGUUACCAGCUUUCCAUGAGAUUUCAGUAUAUCCCAAAAAAGAGUUGCCAUUUUUCAUUCUUUUUACAGCUGGUCUCUGUUCUUUUACAGCCUUAUUGGCUUUGCUCACUCAUCAAUACCCAGAACCAAUGGGGACAUUUGCAAAAAAUAUAAUAAAUUCAGAUGUUUAGGGAUUAUGAUAGCUGCUGUAGUCAUGGUGUGUUAAAUUUUUAAAUGCUAUUGUAUGGUUAACAAUGCCCUUGGCAUAUCUGCUUGAAAAAGUGGAAGCGUUGGUGCCAGCUAGUGUUCUACAACAGUUAUCUCGUAUUUAAUUUGCAUAAACCUGUAUAACAUCAUCUUAUUCAUUAUUUAUGUGUGUUCUGAUCAUUUGUCAAAAAUAAAAACAUGACAUCUA